Durio zibethinus is the source of this 1034-nucleotide messenger RNA. RefSeq names its product Transcriptional coactivator/pterin dehydratase. Gene Ontology annotation, cellular component: plastid. NCBI's taxonomy places the organism in Eukaryota, Viridiplantae, Streptophyta, Magnoliopsida, Malvales, Malvaceae. Gene Ontology annotation, molecular function: 4-alpha-hydroxytetrahydrobiopterin dehydratase activity. Gene Ontology annotation, biological process: tetrahydrobiopterin biosynthetic process. The record is from RefSeq and is a predicted model, not a curated record.
GACGGUUCGGCCUCCAAAGUUUCGAUAGCACUUUCAGUUUCAAGUUUCAACCACCGGAUAAGCCUGCAGGACGAAACUCUGCUUCUUAGCUCAUUUUAGAACCAAAGUUAAAACAAAACAGCCACACAGGCUUCAGCCAACAUCCCAUGGCGUCCACCACCACACCCCUUUCCCUCGGUCUUGUCCUCCCUCCCCUCCUUUCUCCACGUCAGCACCGCCAUCACCACCUAGUCACGGGGUUUUCCUCUCCAACUCAGAGUCGACUCUCCCUCAGAAUUCGGGCGUUGGGCCCUGACUUAUUGGGUGAUUUUGGGGCCAGAGACCCUUUCCCAGAAGAAUUGGAGAGUGGGUUUGCGGAGAAAGUGUUGGGAAAUGUUGACACAGAGCACAAGAUUCUUAUACCUAAAGCCUCAGCUCUCUCUCUUGCUCAACAAGACUGCUCUCCUGUUUCUCCUUUGCAGGCUCCCAUGUCAGUUGAUGAUGCUAAGGCUCUAUUGAAGAAGGUUGUUGGUUGGAGGCUGUUGGAUGAAGAAGGGAGACUUAAACUGCAGUGUUUGUGGAAAUUGAGAGAUUUCAAAAGUGGAGUUGAACUGAUCAAUAGGAUUUACAAGGUUACAGAAGCCACCGGGCAUUUCCCAAAUCUCCACUUGGAAGAGCCAAAUCAAGUCAGAGCUGAACUGUGGACUGCUUCCAUCGGAGGCUUGAGCAUGAAUGAUUUCAUUGUGGCUGCCAAGAUAGAUGAAAUAAAAACAUCAGAUCUUGCUCCCCGAAAAAGAAUUUGGGCAUGAUUGAAGCACCAUUUUUCUUUCUUAAGGUAAAAUUGGACUAAUUUGAUGACUAAGAAGUCAUCGUUGCAACUCAAUCAGUAGAAAGACUCAUGAUACUGCAAUGCAGUUGAUGAGAGAUUCAACAUAUUUGUUAUAUAUGCUCUUUAUCCAUCUUUAAGCUUGUGCAUAUGGAUCAUUUAAUGAUUUUAUUGCCAAUCAGUAAAGGUCAUUUUUUAACCCUUCAAUGUUAUCUUUUACUUUGGCCUG